Sclerotinia trifoliorum is the source of this 842-nucleotide messenger RNA. The record is from the annotation of a GenBank genome assembly. Lineage: Eukaryota; Fungi; Ascomycota; Leotiomycetes; Helotiales; Sclerotiniaceae.
UAGAGCUUCGUGUUGACUUCGAGCUCGUCGAAGAACUUAACGCUUUAGUCAUUGUAAUGUGAAUCCUAUUUAAUCCAGUUACCCUGAUUGAGGUCAAUGGCAAGAUGAAUUUCGACGGUAAGAAUAAUCCAUUGAAGGUACUUAUGCUUCAAAUUGCUAAUUAUAACUACAAGAAGCACUUAUGGAUUAUUCCAGCGAUGAAGCCGAGCCCUUGUUUAACGACGCAUCGCUUCCCGCCUCCCCAAGUACAGCCGGAAUUGAGAAACUUUCGACUCAAGAGGAACAUACGAAAUCGGGCAAUGUAGCCUGCAAUACCUUCCACCCAGCUGCUAUAAACAUUCGAGGACCCCAUGAUGCAUUCCAUAGUGCUAACGACAAGGUUAUGGACCUCACUGGUGCAAACCACUUCUAUAAGCUCCCGCCAGAGAUUCAAUUGAGGGUAAUCGAACUGUGCAUGCCAGACCGAUGCUUGGCGCAGGUUUGAAAUUUGUCGAGCUCCCCACUAUCUCAUGUACCUCAAAGAGAAAGGACAAACACACCACACACGGGUUUUAUCUGUCUCGAAAUUAUUUCGCGAUAUAUAUUCGAAGCACUUACCAAUUAUGCUGCCAUCUUUCUCCGAUGAGCCAAUAUACAUCCACAAGGAUACAACAGUCGUUCUCGACAUGAGCAAGCAAGAGUUUUGUGACCUCGCAGAAUGGCAGCAGCUGGCUGUGAGAUUUCCUAAUAAGUUAUUAAAUCACUUAAUAAUAUUAGCCCAACCAAUGAUCGGGUGAGCACGUGAUAUAUUAAUAACAUUUAUAUAUAUUAUUAAGUUUUAUUAUUAUAUGAAAAUUUGAUUA